This is a messenger RNA of Dermatophagoides farinae (American house dust mite), 2944 nucleotides long. Lineage: Eukaryota; Metazoa; Arthropoda; Arachnida; Sarcoptiformes; Pyroglyphidae. The record is from RefSeq and is a predicted model, not a curated record.
UGUCUUUUCUUCAUUAAUGUCAGAAUUUUGUCUAAUGAAAUUGACCAAAUUAAAACUAAUAAGCAAUAUAAGAGCCCGUUCGGAAUUGAGUUUCCGUCCCCGUUUCUGGAUUUAGGGAUGAACAUUUUCAAGAUAUCACCACCCGAUAUCUUUCAUGAUUUUUUGGAAGGUGUUCUUCCCGACGUCGUGCAAGUAAUCGCACAAAAAUCAGGAAUAAGAAAAAAGAAUCUAAUUUCCCGAAUCAAGCAAAUAAAAUGGGUCAAUGGCCCAGUUUCCGUUAUUAACCAAUUGGAAAUAUGCGGAAAUGCUGUCCAGAAAUUAGAGUUCUUUUUCAGACUGAUUGAAAUUUAUCCAGAAUGGCUGAAUAAUCCACCAAACAUUUUUCCACUUUACGAGGUGGUUCGAAAAACAGUUUUUAAAAUCUGUUCUCCAUCGAGCAUUUAUGAUUAUAGCCUCUUUAGAUCAGAGGUGGAAAAAUUCGUAGAGAUGAUGAAAAUCAAUGAGAUAAAAAGAGCAAAAGCUCAUUUUAUCUCUCAUUAUCCUUCAUUGGUUGGAUUUUAUGGUGGCAGUUUAGUAUCGUAUUCAUCUAGAAGAUUCGAACGAAAAAAUAAAGAGGUGAAAAGCCUCAUUUUGCAUUCAAGAAACUUCAAAGAUGUUGCAUAUUCACUAUCUUGGCUUCAUCAAGCCAAAAGAAUUACUGUGAAAAAAACUGCACCAGAAUCGUGGCCCUUGAAUAGGAACAUUGUCCGUGCCAUCGUUCAAGGAGAAUCGGAAGAAGCUAUCUCUUUCAUAAAAGCCAAAGAACUAAAGACUGUUGAUGACAAAAUUCUAGUUUUGGGCGACAAGUUUGACACAACUAUAACAAACUUGUACUUUGUGGAGAUCAUGUGGAGAUCGCAACCGAGUGACCUGGCACUCGAAACAAAUUCUCUUCAAUCCAACAGAUGAUAAUCAAGCCCCUUUUAUUUUCCAUUCGAAAGUGUGUAAUUCUGCAGCAAAAUCGAUUCGAAAUCAAUGGAAGAAAAUACGAUGUGAAAAGAAAGAUAAAAUCUUGCCUGAAGAAAUAGUCCAAGUAAAGAUGGAUAACAAGUAUGUCUAUUUUUAUUGCUAUACUCAGAAUAUGACAAGAGACGGCGAAGAAAUCUCUUGCCAGAAUCGAAUUUAUAAAGUCAGGAAGGGAAGAAACAUCACGAUAAACCAACACACAGUCCACUUCCAAAGAAUGCGAAUCGAAUUUCUCGCCAAUUUAGAUCCAGAAUUGUUGUAAGUCAUAAAUGAUAAAACGUAUAACGAUGAAGAUAGGAGUGUAAUUCUGAAAGAUUUGGAAAAUAUAAUUGAACAAGAACAUCGAGUUGUGACCCAAAUCACUAUUUCUUAUUUGAGAUAUUAUAUGAUCUGAUAAUCUUAUAAGCCAGCAAGAUUUGUUAACAUCAUUGUAUUUUGUCAUCAACGUAGAAAGAGAUUAUCUUAUACUUCUCGAUCAAACUUCUUACAAUAAUUCAUAUUUCAAUUUCAAUCAUAUUUUGGUGCCAAUAAAAAAAAUUAAACGAGAAAAUUUCGGAAAGCAAAAAUAAUUCAGAAAGAAAAAAAGUUUCCGGGAAUCAUUCUAAACAGCAGCAUCAUAUGAGGCUGCGCAAAUCAGUUUGGUUAUUAACCACCAUAAAAGUGGUUUUUUUUUUGCUGCGUAUACCAUAAAAAUAACGAGCCUGGUUCUAAAAAUAAUUUUUUCGUUUCAGCAAACACAAAUACAAACGCAAUAAAAACCAAAGUGGUGUAACAGUAAUAAGUAUAUGAUGAUAUGUGCGCAUUUGAUUUGGAUAGAUGGAUGAUAAUGUGAUUCAAAAAAAAAAAAAAAACAAAAUCGAAUGUAAAUGCGUAUGUUGUUAAACUGAAUGUUGUGUGAAAAUGUAUUUGUGUUUCGUGUGUAUGAGUCAUGCAAAUGAAUUUUGUUUGAAAAUUUUGUUCAUGUGUGUGUUAUGGCGUUCAAAUUAUAACCAGAAAAAAAAUGAAAUCUCUAUUUGGGAUAUUGCAAAAAAAGAAAGGCAAAUCUUCACUUACCGCACUACGCCCCCAUCACACCAGCAUAGAGAAAUGGAUCGAUCGAUUAUCAUCAUAUAUCGGGACAGGAAAUUAUUUGGCCAUCAUCACAAGUACGAAUCGGGAAAAGAAAAAAAUUUUGCUUCUUUUGGGAAAAACUUUGAAGCGAAUUUUAGCACACAAAAACAAAAUAAUUUUCCAACCAACCCGGCCAAAUAAAGUAAUCAACAAAAAAAACAAGUAAUGCUCGAAACAACAGUCGAGCAUAAAAUGAAACAAAAUGGCGAUGAUGGCUGGAUUUUUCAUCAUCGAAUACAAUCGAAAAAGAACAUGCGUAAUAACAAAAAAAAACAGGUCAACGAAUAUAUGGGAGUGGUGAUGGUCAUCAUCAUUAUCACCAAUACUGCUACAACUAUUUUUGUUGGUAUGCUUGCCACAAAUGAAUGGAAGUGAAGAAAAUCAAACUUGUUGUGUGAAGUGUUGUGAACAUUAAAACAAUUUUAUUACAUGAGCAGCAAUGCCUAUUCUCAAUGGCGAAACGAUCAAAAAAAAUGUACAAACAGAGACAAAUAUAUGACAGCCAUAGAUUUGCCCAUAGGCUAUUUAUUUUUUACAGGAUUAUUAUCUCAAACGACCACGAUUUAUGAAAAAAUAUGUGCAAUGCUUUCAAUUAUGUGAUUAGAAUUUUUAUGAGAAAAUAUUCGAUGAUCUUUUAUGGUCAAAUUAGUAGUAUUGAACGUCAAAAAAAUGUCUAAAACUUCCAAAAGAACAUUGUAUACAACCUCAAAGUUGAAAUCGAUGGUGAAAGAAAAUGCAAAAUGGGAAGAGUUUUUAGUGGAGAAAAUAAGUACGAAAUUUUUUUUUUAUCAUCGUCAUGAUUAAUUUUUUUCAUCAUUUUUUAUUUUUU